This is a messenger RNA of Anastrepha obliqua, 1519 nucleotides long. RefSeq names its product alpha-2-macroglobulin receptor-associated protein. The transcript is spliced from 5 exons. Gene Ontology annotation, biological process: regulation of receptor-mediated endocytosis. Gene Ontology annotation, molecular function: low-density lipoprotein particle receptor binding; receptor antagonist activity; heparin binding. The coding region runs from base 105 to 1286 and encodes 393 amino acids. The record is from RefSeq and is a predicted model, not a curated record. Lineage: Eukaryota; Metazoa; Arthropoda; Insecta; Diptera; Tephritidae. Gene Ontology annotation, cellular component: endoplasmic reticulum; endomembrane system.
UAUCAUUUUUUGGUUUGAGUCGGCACUUUUUGGUAUAAUUUCGAAAUUUGGGUAUUUCGUGGAGUCAGUAAAUCCUAAAAUAAAUUAAAUCAAAGAAAAGCAAAAUGAGAAUAUUAUUCCAUGUUCUCCUGGUGCUGAUGCUUCUGCAGUUACACUUGGCUAUUGGAGAUAAAAAGCAGAGUAAAAAAUAUUCUCGCGAGGCUAACGACCCAAAAAACACGCAACAAAAAUCGUAUGAUAAGAGCAGUCGGAAGUCAGAUGAAAGCGAAUGGAAAUUGACGACUGAAUCUUAUGACCCUGAUUUCCGCAAUCUACAGCGCCCUUUCCGCAUUGCCAAAUUGAAUCUGGUCUGGGCCAAGGCACAAAAUAGAUUAACGGAACCGAAGUUAAAGUCUUUAUACAUGGAGCUGAAAAUACAGGAUAAAGAAGAAAUAACAUGGAAACAAUUAAGCUCUCAACACAAAGACAAAGAGGGCCUUAAAGAGGCUGAAUUGCGGCAAAAAUUGAUUGGUAUAAUGAGUACAUAUGACCUACUUGAGCAUUUUGAAGAUACCCAGGAUAAAGAUAAAGUCAAGCCAUACAAGAAAUUUCAUGACCCAGAUGAUGCCCAUUUAAACAAAAGUGCAUUCAAGGAUAAGAAACUUAAUCGCCUAUGGGCAAAAGCUGAGGUAUCUGGUUUCACCAAAGAAGAACUCGACUCACUUAAACAAGAAUUUCAGCAUCAUCAGGAUAAGGUAGAUGUUUAUUAUAGUUUGUUGGAAGAUAUUGGUACCGCGGAUACUAAAAAACAUGAAAAUGCCAUAAAUGAAGAUGAGCUGGAUACAUUUAAUAUGGUUUCGAAUGAUCCCAACGAUAAUGAGAUUAAUACCCCUGAAAUGAAUUUGAAAAAAUACGAAAGCGAUAUCAACCAGUUGCGUGAUAAACAUCGCGGCAUUAAGGAUCACUAUGAGCGCUUGGAACGUUUGGUUUCAUCAGGACCGCAUAGUCAAGACUUUAUUGAGCCAAAAGUGCAAGGCUUAUGGCGAGUGGCGCAAGCGAGCAAUUUUACUGAAAAGGAAUUAGGUUCAAUUAAAAAUGAAUUGCAUCAUUUUGAGAGUAGGCUGAUGAAAUUGCGUAACCUUCAUGUAGAACACGCGAUGCAAAAGGAAAAAUAUAAAAAUGAAAAGCACAAGGACAAAAGCGGCCGUUUCGAAGAAAUGGAAGAUCAUAUCAAAAAGCAGACGCGAAAAGUUGAGAAAAUUCAGGAUACCAUCGAGAAGACAAUUUUCAGACACACUGAACUAUAGUGUUUUCCCAACUUCUUUGUAUUGUUGUCAUCCACGACACAUACAUUUUGAUAUUUUAAAAAUACAAUUCGAAUAACGCUUAAAAUUUAAGUAAAAGUAAGCCAAAUUCGCAUGUGUAUUUAUAAUGUAUUAUAUUUAGAUUUCGAUACGAAUUUUUGAUACUAUUCAAUAGAUGUUUGUUUGUCAAAAACUCUAACACAAACUAAUAAAUACAUUUAAUUAAUAUAAUUUAC